AUGGACAGAAAAGGGGGACCGGUGAGGGUCAGGCCCGCCGCCCUUGUCCACUCGGACAACACGGCCCGGAGCAAGUUUGUGCGCUUCCAUCACUGGCCUUGGGGCCACCGAGGCGGCAGUCCUCCAGGCGCCCAGAGCGGCCGGAAGCGCGCGCGGCCGGGACGGGGGGCGGGAUCACUUCCGGUCUGCUCUGGCGGGGCGGCCACCCCGGCUGGAAGGUGA
Molecule: messenger RNA, 222 nt
Organism: Pipistrellus nathusii (Nathusius's pipistrelle)
Lineage: Eukaryota; Metazoa; Chordata; Mammalia; Chiroptera; Vespertilionidae
Source: the annotation of a GenBank genome assembly